Messenger RNA from Amoebophrya sp. A120, 651 nucleotides. The record is from the annotation of a GenBank genome assembly. Lineage: Eukaryota; Dinophyceae; Syndiniales; Amoebophryaceae.
AGCUCGCUCGUCGUGCAAUACCUCAAAGGCCCCUUAUGCGUGACCCUGAGAAAAAUAAAAAUUUACUCGCAAAAUGAUUUGAAAUAUUAAGAUGCCGCUCUUUUUGAUUCCUUGUGCCAGCAGUGCAAUUUUCGGUUUGAUAGGGAAACAAAGACCACCCUGGCGACAGCAAGAAGCAGGGGGCAACGGCCACCGAUUCCAUGGAACAUAACAACUUUUAUGUGUCCUUGCACCUAGAUAUCGGUGCCGGCGUGCCCAUGCGCCACACUCUCCUCAAUGAGCUGCUAUUCAAGCUGGUCGUGUUACGUCGGUGGGUCGACGCCCGCGACCGCGUCUGGCGCUUCAGCGACCGGGACCGCCUUUUUGUGGAGUCGAGCAAUCGAUGGGUGGUGGGCGACCGCUUGUCGUUCGCGCGACACCUGCAAGUCUUUAAUGUGCCAUCGCCGCAAGCUUUACUGAAUCGCUCCGCUGUCCUCCCGCAAAGCAAUUUACCGCUCGAUGAAAAUGCGAGGAUUCAAGAACGCAUGAUGCGCUGGCAGCUCGAAGCAGUUCGGGGCGAAGCGAAGGCCGAUGUUCUGCUCCUGGGUGUUGGCAAUAUAGAGGAACACCAGGAUCGCCCGCAAAUAGAAACUGCAACGAACAAAAUCUGGC